Molecule: messenger RNA, 3862 nt
Organism: Labeo rohita (rohu)
Lineage: Eukaryota; Metazoa; Chordata; Actinopteri; Cypriniformes; Cyprinidae
Gene: ptp4a3b
Product: protein tyrosine phosphatase 4A3b
Exons: 6
Coding region: 1512-2033 (173 amino acids)
Biological process (GO): protein dephosphorylation
Cellular component (GO): nucleus
Molecular function (GO): protein tyrosine phosphatase activity
Source: RefSeq, a predicted model, not a curated record
AGUACCUAUUGUGUAAACCUGUUUACAAAUAAGCCGUGUUGAUCACAGAGUCUGGUUAAUUCAGGAGCUGUUGACCGAAUGCUAGUACAGUAAGAUUGUGCAAUCUUUCGUCGCUUCAUAUUUCUAGACGCGCAAAUAUUAAUGGCAUCUUAAAAACUAAGAAGGAACAAAAAUUACCUAGGCAAAUAAAUAGCAGAAUGCCAGCAGUCCAGAUUAGUGUACAUUCAUAGGUUGGAGUAUCUAUAUUUACCCCAGAGGCAACAGAGCACCUGAAAACACACUGCGCUAGUAGGCAGAGAGGCCUAUCCAACCUUCCAGCUUUAUGUAAAAGGAUUUGGCUCAAGAUGCGCUAAGCCUUCAACAAGAGUGGAAGGGUAACUAAAGGGGUGGCAGUCUUUGAGUCUGUUUUCUUAUCGGUGUUAAAUCCUGUGUAACAUGAUUUACAAGGUUUAGGUAUCAGAAUGAUUACCUCAUGAAGCGAAAAGUUGCUGUCUACUUUGAGCUUUCCUUUCCACCGUUGAGCAAAUGUUCUGUUGCUGAUCUACGGCACGUUUCUACAGGAUCUGUUUCAUUCAUCUUUGAAUUCCACAUUUUGUAUCAAAAUCUUUAGAAACCCUAUAUAUAAAGGGACAGUUCACCCAAAAAUGAAAAGUAAACUUUUAAUGGGAGUACUUUCUUAGCAUUCCUGUUGCAAAGUUGCAGUGUGUAUAAUAACCAGCCUCUAAAAAUGUUAGACAUGAGCGUACGUGGUGAUACCUAUUAGGUUCAUUGGCUAUUUUUAUAUGGGGAUGUAGAGAGAGAGAGAGGUGGGGGUGGACUGGUCACCACUCCUCCUAAGAGCAUUACGAGUGCAUUUGUUUGUGACAUUAGCGGAGUGUGCUGUCACUGUCAUAUGGCAAGCCAAGGCAGCCUCGACUGGUUUAGAGCAGAGACGGUUAUUCCGGAUCGCAGCCGUUUACCCUCCGCUGUUCCCAGCAGAGCCCUGGGCUUAAUCCAGAGCGGAACGCAGCCUGUCACAGAGCUUUCUCCUCCAGCUUCUUGUUCGUUAAUGGAGUUCCGGCAGGGCAGCGGUGAUUACUGCCACGCCCAACAUCGCAACGCUUGAUCACGGGUGGAUGUGCCCGAAAUCUGCUACUGAAUGUCCAGAGAAACGCCUUCUCUGCUCUUCUCUCGCUGGUCUUUCUGACUGACCGCUUUGCUGUACGCCAAAUGGGUUAAUUGGCAUCACUGCACCUGGCAUUUAGCUACCGGACACUGUUCCACCCAUCUAGUUGCCCGGCAGAGCAUCCCAGAUUUGUUGGAAGAGGAAAACUUUUGUGGCCUCUAAUUUCCCAGACAGGCAGCUUUCGAUUUUAUAUACUGGUUAGUAGUGAUUUACCGCAGAGGAUCCUGCAAAUACCUGACACUUUCACUGUGAUAGUGCAUCUGCUGUAGUACUGUACCGUGAGUGGAGCUCUGUGGAUCCUGGCCCAGAUUGGGUGCUCUUUUUCUUCUGUUGAGUGGACACCAGCAUGGCCAGGAUGAACCGUCCGGCUCCUGUCGAGGUCUGCUACAAAAACAUGCGCUUCCUUAUUACGCACAACCCAACCAAUGCAUCAUUAAGCAGCUUCAUUGAGGAUCUGAAAAAAUAUGGGGCAACAACAGUGGUGCGCGUGUGUGAAAUCACCUAUGAUAAAACACCACUGGAAAAAGAUGGAAUUACAGUCAUGGAUUGGCCGUUCGAUGACGGCGCACCUCCUCCUACCAAGAUCGUGGAUGACUGGCUUAGUCUGCUGAAAAAUAAAUUCUGUGAGGAUCCAGGCUGCUGUGUGGCUGUGCAUUGUGUGGCCGGACUGGGCCGGGCUCCAGUGCUGGUGGCUCUGGCACUUAUAGAGAGCGGAAUGAAAUAUGAAGACGCCAUUCAGUUGAUCAGGCAAAAACGCCGGGGCGCCAUCAACAGCAAGCAGCUGACAUACCUGGAGAAGUACCGCCCCAAACAGAGACUGCGUUUCAAAGACCCACACAACCACAAAAGCAAGUGCUGCCUCAUGUGAACCGGUCUCACCGGCCUGCCACUGAAGGAACCAGUCAGUCACGGACUAAACCGGACUUUAAAAUUACCAAUCUAGUGCAUUUGAACUCUUGCUACAUUUCAGGAGGGGAAUUCAACCCCCUUUUGGUGUAUGUCAGACCCCUGCACACAGGGUCUUCACCAGCUCAGGGCUGUGAAAGACGAGCCUCUUGAAUUUUGUCUUUACACACAAACCCCCUCUCAUCCUCCUCAGCGUGUUCACAAAUGUAUGGUGAACGCAAACACACACCGAUGCACACACUCACACUGUACCAGCAGCACACAGUCCAAAGAUGAUCAUGGGCACCAGCCACCUGCUCAGAAAACAAAAUCACUGUUGUUAUGCUCACGCUUUCGUAUGAAACCGCUCGACUACCCUUUCUUUCUCUUUUGUAAUUUUGAAAUUUCAGAAUGCAUGUCGCUGUACUUUGAAGAUGUGAGUGAGUGGUUUAACCUAGCGCUCCUUUUUUUUUUUUUCUACAUUGUAUCAUGUAUCAUCUACUCUGGGAUUCAAGUUUUUGCACCACUGGCUGCUUAUUAAUAGAACUGUGGGUGUCUGGAUGAAUAACAGCACACGUUAACAAGACUUCCAGGUUUUUGGAUGUUUUAGCUGCUUUGAAAUCAUGUUGAAACUCAAAGAAAUCCAGCUGAUCUGAUACCCUGUUGCAGCAAUGAACCGAGAGAAAUCCAUGUGUGAGCACGCUUGUAGAUCAGUAGUUUUAAUUUAACACAGCAGCCACAAGAGGGAGUCAUCACACUACGCAUUUCACAUGAAAAAUCUUUUGCAGCACAUAAGUACAGCGUUUUUGAAUUUUAUUUAUUUUUUGUCAUUUGCGCUCAGUGCUCACGCGUGGCUGUUUCUCACGGACAUAGCUGUACUGUGGACACUUACUGUGGAAUGGAACUUUUUCAGAGUGAGGCUUAAAAUAUUUAGUCAUGUCCAUACAGUAGGAAAUUAAAUGGAACAACAGGAUCUCUGCUUAACUAGACAUCAGUGAAGGAAAACAAAAGGUACUGAAAUGAUCUGCUAAUAUGAAAUGCAUAAGACCUUGGAUCUGGGAUAAUGACAUUUCUCUGCCUUUGAAAUCCAAAGCAAAAGCAAAUGUUAAGGAAAUGUGUAAUAAAAGAGUAUGUUUGCAUAAUUGUGGUUCUGAGAAGGAUAAGCAAAUGCUUGUUUAAUAGAUUAAGGUUACAUUUUGCUUACAUUUGUCAGUUUAAUUCACUUCUCCUCUCUUGUUUAUCUACAAAGGCAAUGGCUGGAGAACUGACAUAUUUUAAUGCUGAGCUCACUCCAAUUUAGAGCUAAACUUUAAGACAGGAGAUCAGGUUUUUCCUCAAGUUCACAUUUCUGGAUAUGAUACCAUGGUGGAUCCCCAUUUUUUUUUUUUUUAAAAAAAAGAAAAGUGUGAAUAAAGCAGCUCAGUGUUGCUCACAUAUAUAAGGGCUUCUCUCACAUGCUGACAUGAGUCACUUUUAUCACUGUCUCCACCACCUGUUGAGUGUCUGCAUUUGCAAAUCUGGAAUGUUUUGAUGAGUUGUGGCCUCAAUAAAUUUAAUAGUUCUUCUUGGAAUGUCUCUGGAAACCGAUGUGAUCAGCAAAAUAAUAGUCAAAGGUAACAUGCUUUUGUGAUAAAGGAUGGCACAAGACUCAAACUACACACCGCAUUAAAGUUCAUCCUGACCUUGUUCAGUUGUGGUCUUGAAGAUGAAGACAUCAUUAGUGAGAAUGUCCACCAUGUGACUUUUUGUACUUUUAUUUUUCUUCUAAGCUCUGAUUAUGAAUAAACCAACAGCUGAAGUCAUUACCAUUGA